CAGAGCAGAGCACAAUAUGUGGAGUAAUUAUGGCUAGGUACGCGGCUGGCGGUACGUUCAAGCUCGAGGCGGUAAUCUAGGAUUCUGCAAUCAGUGCAACAGAACCAAGAGCUCAUCUUCCUCCCGUUUGGUACUACCAGCGAUAUAAAAGGAAAACCGCCGAAUCUCGGUACCACACUCACAGUGCAUAUUAACAUCUGACAUGAAGCAAGUAGUGGUAGCGCUGGCCCUAAUAGGGCUAGGGUCCUGUGCGCGUUUAGAGUACCUUCCACCAGGAAGGGGCGGUCAGCCUGGAGUAUUUCCAGGGGCGGGGCCAGCGCCUGGUAGAGGGGGCGGAGCCGGCGGUGGUGGAGGUGGAGCCUAUGGAGGCGGCGGAGGUGCUGGAGGAGGAGGAAGAGGUGGUGCCGGAGGAGGAAGAGGUGGUGCCGGAGGAUAUGGCGGAGCUGGUGGAGCUGGCGCUGGAGGUUACGGUGGAGCUGCAGGUGCCGGAGGAGUAGGAGGUUAUGGUGGAGGUGGCGCCGCAGGUGGUGCUGGUGGUUAUGGGGGAGCGGGAGGAGCAGGCGCCGGCGGUUACGGAGGAGCUGGAGGUGCAGGUGCUGGAGGAUACGGGGGAGCCGGAGGAGCUGGAGGAUAUGGAGGAGCAGGAGGAGCUGGUGGUUUUGGUGCAGGAGGUGCCGGGAGACCUGGAGCAGGAUCAGAAAUCGCCAUUCUCAAGUACGAAAACGUGAACAAUGGUGACGGAACAUACCACUAUCUCUAUGAGACUGCAAACGGUAUCAGCGCCCAGGAAGAUGGUGAUGCCAGAGGUGAUGGGACAAAUGCUCAAGGUGGUUUCAGUUACACAGCCCCAGACGGCCAAGUAAUAACUAUCCAAUACACAGCCGACCAGAAUGGUUUUGUGCCCCAGGGGGCUCAUCUGCCUACCCCUCCCCCUAUCCCAGAAGAAAUCCAGAGAGCCAUAGAGCAGAAUCUCGCGGACGAGGCCCGAGGUAUCGUGGACGAUGGACAGUACAGGCCCGGAGCUGAGGAAGGAGGUUAUGGGGGUGGAGCUGGAGGUAGAGGAGGUGCUGGAGGAUACGGUGGUGCUGGAGGAGGAGCUGGAGGAUAUGGAGGUGCGGGUGCAGGAGGUGCUGGAGGAUAUGGAGGUGCGGGUGCAGGAGGUGCUGGAGGUUAUGCGGGAGCUGGAGGAGCCGGCGGGGCUGGUGGCUACGGUGGUGCAGGAGGUGGCGGAGCCCCAGGCACAGGCUACGGAGCUCCCGCUUUCCGGCCGGCGGGAGGCGCAGGAGCGGGAGGGGCGGGAGGUGCUGCCGCGGGCGGUGGUUACAGGUACUAACGCAGUACCUCUGCUGUCAGCCAUAGGAGCCUCGUUGUAAUAUAAUUCAAUUGUGCAUGUGUGUUGUAUAUAGGUAUAUUAUUUAAAUUAUAUGUGAAUGAUGCGUAUACUAUGUAUUUAAUAAAAAGAUUUUUGUACGUGGAA
Molecule: messenger RNA, 1477 nt
Organism: Acanthoscelides obtectus
Lineage: Eukaryota; Metazoa; Arthropoda; Insecta; Coleoptera; Chrysomelidae
Source: the annotation of a GenBank genome assembly